AUGGGUUCAUCAGAUCGGUUGUUUUCCAGGCAGAGAACUGUUCAUCAAAUCCUUGGAGGAGGACUUGCUGCAGAUGUGAUUCUAUGGAGGCAAAAAAAUCUGACAGCAGGAAUUUUAGUGGUGACUUUGGCUGCUUGGGUGGUCUUUGAGAUAUCUGGUUAUACACUGCUUUCAUUAUCCUCAAGUGUGUUCUUACUUCUCUUCACCAUUCUUUUUCUUUGGGCAAAAUCAGCAGCAAUUUUAAACAGACCUUCUCCACCUAUACCACAUUUGCAUAUCUCAGAAGAAGUCAUAAAUGAAGCAGCAACGCUCAUUCGCUAUCACAUAAAUGCCUUGCUAUCCAUUUUUGAGGAUAUUGCACUUGGUCGGGACUCGGAAAUGUUCAUAAAAGUGGCUCUAAGUCUUUUGCUGAUAUCUGUAAUUGGGGGUGUCACUGAUUUCCUCACAUUGGGCUACACCAGCCUGUUUAUUGUUCUUACAGUUCCGGCACUUUAUGAAAGAUAUGAAGACUGUAUUGACACAUAUGCUCUAAAGAGCUACAGAAAACUGCAACUGUUGUACAUAAGAUUUGAUGCGGUGUGUAUCAGCAAGGUUCGGAAAUGGAUUUUGGAGGCAAAGAAGUUUAGAUGA
This is a messenger RNA of Fraxinus pennsylvanica, 630 nucleotides long. Lineage: Eukaryota; Viridiplantae; Streptophyta; Magnoliopsida; Lamiales; Oleaceae. The record is from the annotation of a GenBank genome assembly.